CUGUUCUAUGUGGAUUUCUAUGUUGGCUUUAAUGUUUUAUUUUAUUUUAUUUAUUCUAUGAUAAGUGUUUAUAUGGAGAUCAAAAAAAGAAAGGCUUUAUGUUCCAGUAUCAAGCUGGGGGACAGACAAAAGAAAAGUCUGCCCAAUGCUGCCAUAUAUGGUAGUUAUCCUAUUAGAGGAACUACGGUAAUCAGAGAGCGGUACUUUUCAGCGGGACUGCACUCAUUCAGCUGCUCAAACUUGGCCAUCCUGAUCACGUGAUCACUAUACGCUAUCCAUGCGCGCUUCGGGUGCUGUAGCCUACUACAGGUGCGCUGUAAGCAAAUCAGAGAGGGAGACUGGCGCAAACGGAUUACUGGGUGUUGUUUUUGAGAAAAGACACAUUAUUGUUUCUGUAUCAAAGCCAGCUGGAUUUUGAAAGGAGUCUACAACGUUCUCCAGUCGAGUCUGCUGCAGGAAGAGGACGGUUUUUCCACCACUUGGCAACAAGACGCGGUUGAACGUGUGGAGCAGCACAUUGUGCAUCAUUACAUGCUACUGCGCUUCAAUUUUAAGCGGCUGCUGGUGGUCACGACGGCUGAUGAUGGUUGCGGUGGCUGCUGCUAAUUUUGUCCUUCUCCUGAUUUUUUUUUUUUUUCCCAAUUUGGUUCAUCAUGGUUGCAGUGUCAUGAAUCACCUGCCCCUGCUGUGGACACUUCUCUAAAACAUGUCCAUCUCCACAGAACAAACAACUCCUGUCCACAGGUACUCUAAUCUGUCCUCCUCAAGCUGAGACUCAACGACAGACCACCCUGUUGUUCCUUGACACCUCCAAGUUUAUGGAAAAAUGAAUUGGAAAUGCAAGCUGUGUAGCCUGACAACAUCAAAACGAUCAGACCUUUUGAAGCACAGUAGACUAAUGCAUGGGCAUUUUGGUCGAGUCCAUUCCAUACCCUGUCUCUAUGCGGAUUGUCCUUGCACCCUCAGGACAUGGGGUGCAUUAAGGACACAUUUGUCAAGGCAUCAUUCCCAACCGAGCCAGGCAACAUCCUUUCGUUCACGUGCAUAGUCUGUAACACAUGCUCUUUUGACAAUGAGAGACAGUAUUUUAUACAUAUUGGCAGCCAUCUAAAAAAGUUUGAAACUAUGCCUUGUGUUUUUGAGGGUUGUGAUUUAAAGACCAACGUAUAUGCAACAUUUCACAGCCAUAAGAGUAGAAAACACAACCCACAUGCAUUGGAAGAUUUCAAGACCACUGUUCUUCAUCAACACCAAAACAAGCCGGAUGAAGAAAAUAACUUUGUUGAGGAUGAUAAUGACUGUGGCUCUGUCUUUGAGGAGGAGGAUGACUUGAAAAAAGUAAUUACUAAGAGAGUGGGGUUGCUUCUCCUGAAAAUGGAGAGCAUUUUCAAUGUCUCCAAUACAUGCAUAGAUGAAGUAGUAGAGGAACUUAAUUUCCUCACUGCAUCUGCAUCUGGCCCUGUUAUUAAAGAGAUCAUACUGAACACUUUAAGAAAAAAUGGCUGUACUUUUGAAGACUCAGUGGUAGAAGAACUGGUCAAAAACGUUUGCCAGCUAAGCCCUGUCUGUGCAGCUUUACAAGUGGAUGGGCCUUUAAGCAGUCAGUUCAGGAGAGCACAAUUUAGAAUGGAGCAUUUCUCACCAACUGAACCAGUUGAGCACAUACUUGACAGUACUGAGAAUAAAACAUUUCAGUAUGUACCGAUCCUCCCAUUAUUAUCUCAACUUGUGGACAAAAGACACAUUCAGAACACAAUAUUAAAGAACAAAAGGCCAUCUGAUGUCUCUUCUGAAUACAGAUCAUUUCAUGAUGGAUCUUUACUAAGAGAAAACAGCUUUUUGUGUGAAGGUGAACUUAAACUCCCGCUCAUCCUUUACAUCAAUGACUUUGAAGUAUGCAACCCGCUGGGAACAUCCCGAAAGAAGCAUAAAGUCACAGCUGUUUACUGGGUGUUUGCAGAUAUACCUGCCACAUUGAGAUCUACUCUGACAUCCAUUUACUUAUCCAUGUUGUGCAAGGCAAAUGAUGUGAAACAGUAUGGCUACGCAAAAGUUUUAGACCCACUGCUCAAAGAUUUGAAAUCCUUUGAAGAUAAUGGUAUUUUUGUUCCAAGUUUGGGCAAAGUGGUCAAGGGCACUGUACUUGCUGUAGUUGCUGACAAUCUUGGCGCUCACUCAAUAGCUGGGUUUGUUGAAAGCUUCUCAGCUUCACAUUUCUGUCGCUUUUGCAUUGGAGAACGGUCACAGAUCCAGGAGCAUGAAGUAGCAGAAGGACUGUUUCCUCUGCGGACUGAGUCCAACUAUGCCAUGCAUGUCAAAGCAGCAUUGUCUGAUCUUGCAGAGGCUCAUCACUGUGGUGUUAAAAGACAGUGUCCCAUCUCAGACAGACUCAGUCACUUUCAUGCUACAUCAGGCUUUCCCCCUGAUGCUUUGCAUGAUUUGCUUGAAGGGAUUGUACCUGCAGAAAUAUCACUCUGUCUUGGUGUGUUAAUCAGGAAGAAGUACAUAUCUCUUCAGGAGCUCAACCAUUCCAUCUGUUGUUUUCCUUACAAGUGGAGUGACAAAAAAAACUGUCCACAAACAAUUGCCCCAAAUUUCACAUCACGAAAAAGUGUUGGGGGUAACGCACACGAAAACUGGUGCCUGUUGAGAAUGAUACCACUAAUGAUUGGUGACAAAGUCCCAGAAGAUGAGCCCGCUUGGGAGGUUUUGAUGACGCUAAAAGAUGUAGUUGAGCUUGUCAUGGCUCCUCUUCACACAGAUGAGACAAUAGGAUACAUGCAAAGUAAGAUCUCAGAACACUGUUACAGAUUUUUGGAAGUGUUCCCAGAGGAGACAGUGAGACCAAAACACCACUUUCAUGAGCACUAUCCUUGGCUCACAACUGUUUAUGGGCCACCUGUACAUUUCUGGACCAUGCGGUUUGAAGCCAAACACCGGUUCUUUAAAAAGGUUGUGAGGCAGACUGGGUGUUUCAGAAACAUUCUCAAGACAAUGGCAAGAAAACACCAAUCGAUGAUUGCAUAUCAUACCCCUGAUUGCAACAAUCAAAGGCCACCACUGUCAGUGUCCCAGACGACUCAAGUGGCAGUCAAUGUUCUAAAAGACAGCAUUAAGGAGUCCUUUGCAAGGAAGUUCCCUGGGGAAGAAUUUGUGAACAUAACAAAUAAAGCAACCAUUUCAGGCACAGUCUAUAAUGUUGGAAUGAUGGUGCCCUUUGGAUCAACAGGAGGCCUACCUGACUUUGGAGAAAUCAAGCAAAUAAUCAUUGUGCAGGAAACUCCUGUCUUUGUGCUGAAGUUGCUUAGUGGCUGGUACAAUGAACACCUGAGGACCUUCAAAGUAGAGCCAACAGGAGAGACAGAAAUCCUUAAACAUUCUGAAUUGAAAGAAACAUACCCCUUAGCUGCAUAUAAUACAUCAGAUGGACUUAUGGUGUCCCUUAAACACUUCAUUUGCACAUCAGAGUAAGUGUAAUGGGUUGAUUAUUUCUUCUUAUCAUAUCAUAUGUGUGUGCACUUUUCAAGUACAGUUAUUGAAAAAAAACCCAAUUACUUCACAAAAAGCCACUGAGUUUUAAGAUCUGCACAGACAAACAACUAUUUUGCCAGGGAUCCUGUCUUUUGUAUUUAUUAUGUUCUUGUACACCUACCUUGAUUCUACAGUUUCUAUGGAUGAUGAGAAUGUUAUGAUUUAUGGUUGCUUUUAUUACAUAGAAAAUACCUUUAUCUCCCUCUUCUUAAAUCAGUAAUGACCAUCAAAGUUUAUUUAUUAAAAUUUCCACUAUGUAAGUAAGUUCAUCAACUUAAUAACCUGUCUCAGUUUCUUUUCUUUCUCUGUCUCUACAGCUGAAGAAACACACCGCAAACAACAAUGGCUGUCCAGUUUAGAGUUAUUAUAGAGGAACACAACAUUCAAAAGUUGACACUUUCAACAGGAAUUCCAAAUACAGUGGAGGAUCUUGUUUCCAUAGUUUCUAAAACUUUCCAACUCUGUGGAGAAAUUGCACUACUAUACCAAGACAAAGACUUUGACAAUCAGUUUUUCAGUGUCACCUCAACUGCUGACUUGCACGACAAGGCCACUCUUAAAGUGAUACAAAAAGAGCCGGUGAUCACCUUUGACCUACACCCAGUAUCUGAAUCAGAACCAUCAUCUACAUUGAGUUCUCCGACUUCAGUGAACACCCAUCCUUCAAGCAAUACUGAAAUGGACAUCUCCCUUGCAGAUGAUGAUGCGUCCUCACAGAUGUCUGACUGCACAUCAUCAGGUUCCAAGGACACCAUUAUUCUCCCUGAUUCAUGUCGCUCUGCUGCAUGGCCAGUGCCAUUUCAAGUGCCUCAGUUUUCCCGCAACAUAGAGCUAAUCCUUGCAGAAGCAAACAAAGCAUAUCAUGCCACUGGAAGACACUUCAUGGAUGCCAGUGUUAAAUCAGCAAUAAUACACAGCCUAUCCAUCAAAUCAGCAGAUUCUUGCAGUGGCUGAAGCUCUGGUUGACAAGUUCCCGUGUCUUAAGGAGCCGGGAUCGUUUGCUGGUUUAUAUGGCUGGCAACAACGCAUAAAAAAUAAGAUGCACAAUUAUCGUGCCAAGCUAAAAUUUCGAAAACAUGCUUACCCGGAAGUCGAAGUCAACACAUUGAAGAGGAAGCAUCCGGCUGAUGCAGUCCCAUCAAAAAACGUAAACAAGCCCAAAAAAGCUGAGGUUAAUUACCUCCCUCCACACCCUCCUGGCGAAAGCCAAGACUCACUAGAGAAGGAGAGGCUUGAAUUACUCGAUGAAGUGAAGAAGUAAACAAUGCAAAGACAAUCGCUGAAAAGAUGAGUAAAACCUUCUCAAGCCGAAGAUUGGAAGUGGUGACCCUCAGCCCCUCUGUGGGUGUGUUUAAAGAAAGGUGGCCAGCAUUAUUCAGUGAGGCUCAGGUGAGAAUGUUUGAUUAUUUUUCCUUUCCACCAGGAAACAUUCAUGUGGUUACAUUGAGAUCUGGUCUGUCAUUUCAAAUUUACAUUUUUCCCCUUUACUUACUCUCUAGAUCAAGGCAGAAUUCUGUCGUAUAACGACAGUUUCCUUGGAGGAGAGAUUUAUGCAGAAGCUUGAUGGGUACACAGCAGGUCUUUUGCAGCUUAUGCGUGCUAAAGGAGGAGCUGCUGGUUCUUAUCUUAUUUUCUCUGCUCUCCCCUCUCCUUCUCAGCUCUACUCGGCUCUCUUCUAGUAUCUCCUCUUUUCCCCUUCUCCUUUUGUCUUCUGUCCACUCACCUCUUCUCUCCUUUACUCUGCAAGAUAAACUGAAAAGUAUUGGAACAUCAUCUUCAAUAACAUAUGUACAUUAAAAUGUGUAUGCUUUUUCUUUCUUUCUUUUUAACAUGUAGGAAUGUGAGGACCAUACAGACAAAACAAUGAAGGUGAUUGUGCAGCACAGUGUCAUGGCUGAGGAGGAUCCAUCAGAUGUGUCUAUUGUGAUUGAGGGAAACACUGUGAUGGAAGAAUGUGGAAGUCGAACGAAGGCAUGUGUUCUGCUGAUGGGACUGAUAUAUGCCCUCAACCUCGAAUAUCCACAGCAGCUGAAGAACACGUUUGAAACAUUUCAAAAACUUUUUUUGGAGCUUGACGCAGCGAAACUACAGAAGAAGGUCCACAGCCUCAAAAGUAAGCUCAUGCAAUAGACAUUCCCCUUCUUGUUCCAAGAGGAUCUGUACACAGAGUUGUGAUGGAGUGUGAUUUUAGUUUUCUUCACUGCUGCUCUCCUCCCUACCACACACACACACACACUGACACACACGCACACACACAAGUUGUAUGUUGUGCAGCCUCAGCCCACUCCCUUGCUGCCUGAUUUCCCCAGAUUGACAGAGAAGGAACACCAAUAGAAAGUGGCUGGCUUUGUCAAUACCCUCAGUUUGUUUUAAAUAUGUUGGUGUUCACCUGUUCUAUUCUCAUCUAAAUGUUUGAUAGAGUAUAUGCACAGGAACAUGGCAGACUUUAUGUGUGGGCUUUUGACUUUUAAAAUAUAAUAUAAGUCACCUCUUGAAAGUGUUGUCUGUAUUUGAGGCAGUUUAGUUAUUUGUUGUUUUUUGUUGUAUUGUAUUGUGGUUGUUGUAUAAAUGCACUUGUACUGCAGAUUUGGUGUUAAGUUGUAAAGCUAAAGAGGCACGAGUUUGGAUACAAGAAAAUCUUGUUGUUACUGGACAUCCUUUGGAGAUCUGCACUCCUGAUACUUCUCCAUUCAUUUCCACUUCUCUUCUAUCCUCUGAUCUUGUCACUUUUUCUUUUUGAUCAAGCUGGAUGUGGGAAGAUGCAUUUGUCAUCAAGAAACAUGAAGUUGUUACUUCAGUGAGAUUUGAAACAUGUUUAUACCUUGAAAAGCACUGUGAGGCUGUUUAUUGCACUUUAUUCUGUGUUUUUGAUAAUUGAUUAAAAACAUUGUGAUGAUCAUCAUGUGAAUGUCAUUUUUGGGUGGUGGAAUGGUGUGAGUAAUGGUUACUAACUGAUAAUAAU
This is a messenger RNA of Acanthopagrus latus (yellowfin seabream), 6493 nucleotides long. RefSeq lists its product as uncharacterized. Bases 970 to 3471 code for a protein of 833 amino acids. The transcript has 5 exons. The record is from RefSeq and is a predicted model, not a curated record. NCBI's taxonomy places the organism in Eukaryota, Metazoa, Chordata, Actinopteri, Spariformes, Sparidae.